UUCCCUCAGUCUGCCUCCCCCAUCAGCUGACAUGUGUAAAUGCCUUUGGUUGCCAGGAAGUGCGUGACUGUGCGCACAGGCAAGGAAAUGAAAGGACUUUAAAUCUCUUCUGAAAAUAACAAAAGAGAAUGUUUUCGCCGCAGAGUGUCCGCUAGCGGAGCAGGUCGUCGGCAUCGCCGGGGAAUUAGAUAACAAUUCGUGCUUGUUUGACUGUGUUCGCGGAUAUUUCGUGAGUAAAAAGCGGCCUGGAAAAGAAAGACGAAAAAUAAAAAGGGGGAGGGAGACACCGUUUUCAAAGUGGGGGUUUCGCCUUUACUUUCGUCUGUAGCUAGUUGUCAGUGAAUACUUAGUCAUUUAUCGAAUAUAGUCAGUCACUUUAUACAGUCUGGAGAGUUUAGACAUUCGAGUACUUCUUUCUGAAGUAAAGUCGGAUUUAAAAAAAAUCCGGUCGAUUUUGACUAAUUAUGGCUAGAAUGCACAAAGUUAACUAGUCUUCUCGUUAACAACUUUCUAGAAUUCUCCUUCAGACAAACUCGCUUGCGGUUUAACAGCUGGAAAACUCCGUUAACUAGUCUUGCACUCUUCUGUUAAAAACAUCCCUGUUGUUUUACGGCGCCGUGACGCCCGACGCUGUUUAAUGUGGACUUGCCCAGCAGCGGGUUAAACUCGCGUAUUCAGCUCACCGUUUAACAGGUUAACGCCUUGCUGCGCCUGGCCUGUGCUGCUCGGCCCUUGGAGAUGGAGGACCGGGCCAAGGCGCAGCCGUGGGGGAGGCUGGUGAAGAUGGACCCGGGUGCGGGCUCAGAAGUGCUGCUGGUCAACAAGGAGUGCACAGUGGGAAGAAGAAGGGGGUGCGAUCUCUCCUUUCCUGCCAAUAAACUGGUCUCAGGGGAUCACUGUAAAAUAGUGCAAGAUGAACACUCAGGUGAAGUCUGGUUGGAGGACAUGAGCACCAACGGCACUGUGAUCAACAUGUCCAAACUGGUUAAGAAGCAGGUGCACCCUUUGCAGAGCGGUGACGUGAUCUACUUUGUGUACAGGAAAAACGACCCAGAGCAAAACAUAGCAUACGUUUACCAUUCUAUUCCUCUGCAGUCGGCUGGUCUGCGACAUGCAACAGCAGCAUCCCCUGAGCAGGCAGGGGCAGCUCAAGAUGAGCCACAGCCCUCCACCUCCAGCUCACAUGUGUUCUGCACCUCCACUCCAGUGGCCUGUCCCGCUGAAGCUCAUCACGGUGGGCCUCAGAUGGCCUCCUCGGGUUCUGAAACGUCUCUCCCAUCCCACGAUGGCCCAGGGCCAGAACCUGUAGACACGAGAGUGAAGCCUCCAUGUACGGGAGAUGUCCGUAAGACUGAGGCUAGGGAUGACGAGACGGAACCAGAGAGGAAAAGGAGAAAAACUGAAAAGGACUAUGACUUUGACCUGCCUGACACUGAGGCCACUGAGGCUGAGGGCCCCCAUAAGGAGCCCGUGGAGGCCCAUGUGCGGAAGGGAGCUGCAGAGGGGUCAAAGGUUGACAAGAUGGAGGAAUCUCUGACCUGUAUCAUCUGCCAGGACCUGCUGUAUGACUGUGUGAGCCUCCAGCCCUGCAUGCACACCUUCUGCGCCGCCUGCUACUCCAGUUGGAUGGAACGCUCAUCUCUGUGUCCUACGUGCCGCUGCCCCGUGGAGAGGAUCCGCAAGAACCACAUCCUUAACAACCUGGUGGAGGCGUACCUGCUGCAGCACCCAGAGAAAAGCCGCAGCGAGGAGGACCUGAAGAACAUGGACAUGCGCAACAAGAUCACUGAGGACAUGGUGCAGCCCAAACUGGAGCGGUCCCUCUCCGAUGAGGAAGGCAGCUCUGACUACCUGUUUGAGCUCUCUGACAACGACAGCGAUACCUCUGACGUCAGCCAGCCCUUCGUCAUGUGCAGGCAGUGUCCUGGCUACAGGAAGGAUGGCAUCCAUGGGGCCUCUGUCUCUGGAGCGAUGCGGGGCGAGCAGAUCGCUAAGCCUUUAGGGGAGGGACCCUCCACGUCCGCCAGUACCCCUUCAGCUCUUCUGGAGUACACAUGCCCUCUCCAGGGCAGUCAUGUGAUUUGCACAUGCUGCCUGCAGCCCAUGCCAGAUCGCCGCAGUGAACUGACCAACCACCCCUUAUUCACGCAGCAGUGUGCCACGUGUCACCUGCCGUUCUGCCACAUGUACUGGGGGUGCCAGCGGAUCGGAUGUCAGGGCUGCCUGGCGCCAUUCAGCGAACUCAACCUCACAGAAAAAUGCCUUGAUGGAGUGCUCAACAGCAAUAAUUACGAGUCCGAUGUCCUUCAGAAUUACCUGGCUUCCAGAGGCAUGUCGUGGAAGGAGAUGCUCCAGGACAGCCUGCAGGCCCUUCAGCAGGGUACCUUCCACCUAUCAGACUAUCGCAUUACUGCCAACACCGUCCUGUGCCACUGUUGUGGCCUGAGAGCUUUCAAGGAACUGGCCUACAAGUACAGGCAGAACAUCCCGGCCUCCGAGCUUCCAGCGGCUGUGACGUCUCGUCCUGACUGCUACUGGGGACGCAACUGUCGCACACAGGUGAAGGCCCACCAUGCUAUGAAGUUCAACCACAUUUGUGAGCAGACACGAUUUAAGAAUUGAAGAGCCCUUCCCCACUUCCCCCCUGGAGAGAGAGGAGGCUCUCCUGCUGUGUCCGAGUGCCUUUUUGGGUGAUGGUGCCUAUGCUGGAGCCCUCGGGUUUAGCAGAGACACCCCGGGACAAAAAGAGUAACUUUCAGGAAGCCUGAGUCAUUACAGUCUCAUGCCAUUUUGCCUGUCAACGUUGCAAAUGGACAAAAAGGCAUUGGUGUGAAUAGCCUCAUAAAUGUAGUCUUUGUGUAAGGCCUGUGGGAAUCCCCCAGACGGCCUUCUGUCUGUGAUGUCAUCGGGGUUCCUGUAUCCACGUCCACACACUUAGUGUGCUCAUCAGGUCACGCUCUCUCAUUGUUCGUCAUGUUGCUCCUAUGGUGUUUUCACGACUUUCUCAGUGUUACAGCAUAAUUGCUUGAGUCUCCCUAUCUGUGUGUGUCCAUUUCUGAGCAGUGCCGGGCUCCAGGUGGCUGGAGCGCCUGUCAUUAGCGGUUAGCUUCUCUCUAGGCGUUCUUGAAUAGAGAGCUGAUACGGUGUGGGAGUUCCUCCAUGCGCCCCCUUCGAGGGGGCGUCUUACUGACACAAAGCUGCCUACUAUUUGUCCCAGUGUUAGGAAAGAUAGUGGCAGUGUGUGUGCAGGGCCUCCCUCCUGUUAGUGAGUGAUGGCGUUAGCACCUGGCUAGCCCUGAUUUUAUUUCAGAUUUAAUGCUGUAUUAAGUCAGGUUAAAGCCUGGCAUCAGAGCUCCCUGUUUCUGUGGCGACUCCUAUUUAUUUAUGGGGGAGACGCGGUGGACACUCAUGCAUAUAAGAUAUGCUGUGAUGCUAUUCACAUCUGACACUGCGAUUUAUACUGGGCGGCAACAGCGGGUAGCUUGAAGCAGUGAUCACUCUUGGGGUAGGGGGUGGUGGCAUUCAGCCUUUUUUGGAGGGGAUGGGGGUAGCCAUCUUGGUUCCUGCUUUGCUUAGAGAUAAUCAGCCUUAUUACCGUAGUUCAUUAGCCGCGGUUCGGUGGCACUGUGAAACAGCAAGCCGAUCCGCUUAGUUGUGGUCCUUAGUGUGCAGGGGGUGUGCUGUGCUACACCCUCACGGAGAGAGCCCUGUGGACAGAGAAUGCGCCAUGUUCAUAUGGUGGGCAGGUGGGGGGGAAGUGAAGUAAAGGCGUUUUUCUUUCUUUUUUUUUUUUUGCUGUAAUCACUGUUAAACCUUAAAGACUGAAUGCGUACGCUUGGCUAUAGCAGCAAAGCACGAGUCCGCAGACAUCGAUAUGUAGAGGGGCCUUAAUCACCUGCGGAUCUGCGUCACAGGGAACGGCGGCUGAGCGGACCCGUUGCGCGAAUCGACGGGGUUCUUCGUUAGCGCGGAGCAUCCGCUCUGAACGGCAGCCUUAAUGGAAGCCGCUGUGUCCCCCGUAGUGCUUUUUGAAUUGCAGCGAUGAGGAGGGUGCGUUGACUGCUAAGAUCCUGUUUAGUUGAUGAAAUGUGAGUUUCACAGGUUAGAAGGAAAUGAGGAUGUAGGGUUAUGGUUUGUAAUUAUUCUGUUAUUGCAGGGAUCAGUUGGUCUGUCCUGUUAAACCAGUGCCUGUUUAAUAACCAGUCCCACCGCUUCCCAAACUAGUUUAGGCUGCACGCUAACAGAUUAACCUUGUUAGUAGGUCAGGCAGCCCACAAUCCACCCAUUUGCUUUCAUAUUAUGUGGUUUGGUAACAGGGGAAAAUUAUCCUGGUAUUGGGCUAAUGAGAUUGACUUCCAAACCCCUAAUCAGCCCAUAGACCCACAUUUAUUAGAGUUAAAAUACUUUUCUGACUGGCUUAUCCUAUUAAAGUGACUGAUUACUUUCUCCUCCCUCAUUCUGAUACAUGCGGUGUGUGUAGUGUUUCCCAUAGACAGAUUAAUGACACUCUGGCUUCAGCAAUCCAAGUGACAGAGUGCUGGAGGUUCCCCGGGGGGGUUGGAUGGGGUGGUUCGGUUUUAAGGAACGCCUUCCUGUGGUGGCUGAUCGACGGUCCUCCAGCUGCCAAGAUUAUGGACUCUGCUUCAUGAUCCAGCUCUCCUCCAGUGGUGCUUGGCUCGUCCCCAGUCACGCCACACUGACGUAAAGGGGGGGAUGGGGGGCACAUUGGUUUCAUGAUGACCCGGGCAGCCCCUAGUCUUAAUUUCCUGUGUCUGUGCCGCGGCUUUCACCGUGAGCCGGAAAGGCAGCAUUCCACUGUAGCCCUGGGUGGCAGCCAAGCCGGGUCCCUGAGGCUCACGGAUUUUAAUCGCUCCUAACAGGAGGGUCACCGCAGGCCAGCUGCCGGUCAGGAGGGGGGAGGGGGGGUUACUGAGGUCCCCAGGCCCCCUGCCCUCCUCUGAGGGAAUCGCUGUGUUCUAGUCCAACCCAGUCCUCGGGGAACUGCAGAGUCCACAUUUUUGCUACUAAGAGCUGAGGGGGAGCAAAAACGUGGACUGUGUGUGGAUCCCCAAGGACCGGGUUGGGAAACACUGGUCUAGGUGUUUACCCACCUUUUCUUUUUUUCCUCACUGGAGGGGACAAGAUAAUUCUACCUCAUCUAAGCUUACAAUAUAAAAUAAAGGCAUGAGUGCGUUAUGAGCUUUAGAUUAGCGGCAACAGGAGUGGCUAUAGAGCCGUGCUGCCUGAUGUAAGGGCUGCAGCUGUUAGAGAUGCUGAGUGAGAAUCAUUUCCCGUUAGGUAGACCUGCUUCUGAGAACAUGUGGUUAACGGCAUUAAUAAAGCGUUAAAAUCA
Brienomyrus brachyistius is the source of this 5353-nucleotide messenger RNA. RefSeq names its product checkpoint with forkhead and ring finger domains, E3 ubiquitin protein ligase (gene chfr). Gene Ontology annotation, molecular function: protein binding; ubiquitin-protein transferase activity. The transcript has 17 exons. Bases 739 to 2622 code for a protein of 627 amino acids. The record is from RefSeq and is a predicted model, not a curated record. Lineage: Eukaryota; Metazoa; Chordata; Actinopteri; Osteoglossiformes; Mormyridae. Gene Ontology annotation, biological process: protein ubiquitination; mitotic cell cycle checkpoint signaling; ubiquitin-dependent protein catabolic process. Gene Ontology annotation, cellular component: nucleus.